This is a messenger RNA of Coniophora puteana RWD-64-598 SS2, 1827 nucleotides long. Its product is annotated as MFS general substrate transporter. Gene Ontology annotation, biological process: transmembrane transport. Gene Ontology annotation, molecular function: transmembrane transporter activity. Bases 136 to 1569 code for a protein of 477 amino acids. Lineage: Eukaryota; Fungi; Basidiomycota; Agaricomycetes; Boletales; Coniophoraceae. The record is from RefSeq and is a predicted model, not a curated record. The transcript has 10 exons.
CCCGACCACCGUCAACGAGAGAUCGGCUCCCGUCGUUCCUCAAGGACAUUUCGACGAGAAAACGGUCGAUCCUUUCUUGGUCGAGUUCGAAGAAAAUGAUCCGCUGAACCCGAAGAACUGGUCGUUAGCUAAGAGAUGGUACCUCACAGGCACCGCAGCUCUGCUCGUCCUCAACGCGUGGGUCAUCACCCCAGCCUAAUACCUUCGCCAUCUGAUGUCAUAACCAGCACAUUCUCGAGUUCCGCACCAUCCAACGUCAUUCCCCAACUCAUAGAGGACUUUGGCUUCUCACGAGAAGUCGGAACUCUCACGAUAUCCCUUUUUGUUUGUGGUUACUGCGUUGGUCCUCUACUCUGGGGACCAUUAUCCGAAACGUAUGGUCGUCGGCCCGUGUUUAUCAUAACCUUUUUCAUUUACAUGUGCUUCCAAAUCGGUUCAGCGCUUGCAAAUAAUACAGCUUCUGUGAUUAUAUUCAGAUUCUUGGGCGGGACUUUCGCUGCGGCUCCUUUGGCUAAUUCUGGCGCUGUGAUUUCCGAUAUGUGGGAUCCAAAGCGGAGGGGGACUGCGUUGGCUAUGUUCACUUUAGCUCCAUUUGCUGGUCCUGGUAUUGGUCCAGUAGUAGCUGGCUACAUUGUCGUCGGUGGCUUAUCGUGGCGCUGGCUGUUUUGGGUUAUGGCCAUAUUCGCUGGAGUAUGCUGGCUACAGAUCGUUUUCACCCUACCCGAGACAUAUGCACCAGUCAUUUUGAAGAAAAAGGCCCAGGCGCUCAGAAAAUCUACUGGAAAUGAUAAAUAUCAUGCAGCAGCAGAGACGAAGCGGAUGUCCUUCAAAGAAAACGUAGAAAACAUAUUAGGGCGACCCUUCAAGAUUUUGUUCCAGGAGCCAAUGCUUAUCGCCAUCACUCUUUAUAUGAGUUUUGUUUACGGGUGCCUUUAUCUCCUAUUCGAAGCCUAUCCCAUCGUAUUCACUGAAGGUCACCACUUAAACCCUGGCGUAUCUGGUCUCGUAUUCCUACCUAUACCCAUUGGAGGAUUCGUAGCAACUGCCUUGUACAUUAUAUUUGUCAAUCCCCGCUAUGCUCGAAAAGCGGCUGAGUGCGCACCUGCACCAGUGCCCCCGGAAUUCCGGUUAGAGAUUGCACUUCUUGCUUCGCCCUUCUUUGCUAUCGCCUUCUUCUGGUUUGCCUGGACUUCCUAUCCUAGUGUUUCUUUGUGGGCACCAAUGAUGGCCGGCUCGUUACUUGGAUUAAGCAUUUGUUGGAUUUUCGUUGCGCUCUUCAAUUAUAUGAUUGACGCGUAUUUGUUCGCCGCGGCGUCCGCACUCGCGGCAAAUACCGUUGUUCGCAGUCUGUUUGGGGCAGGAUUCCCGCUGUUUGCUACACAAAUGUACGAGAAACUUGGCCCGCAAUGGGCGUCGUCGCUCCUCGGAUUUAUCGCUUUAGCAAUGGUGCCAAUACCCUUGGUCCUUAUAAAGUUUGGCCCUACACUACGGAAGAAAUCUAAGUUCGCACCUAGUAAUCUACCACCCCCACCAGUCGAACCGAAAGACUCCAAUACCUCUGUCGUCUAGAAAAGGACUCAAGAAGGCCAUAUAUCCAUAUCUUACCCACAAUUGUACACUCCGUAUAGUGCGCUUAUGACCCAGAUAUUUGUACAUCAACUCUAGCAUAUCUUAAGUAGUAGCUUGGCUUAUAUCCAUAUGGCGAGUGAUGCCAGUUUUAUGAUCAGUUACGAAUGCAUAUCCAUACUUGUACCGUAGCAUGGUUAACCUGUGGUUAACCUUAGCUCGCAGAGCUUUACAAUAAUAACAAUACGAAUUUUUGACCCC